UCUUAUCGCAGCUUUCUUCUUGGAGGUCGAAGCGACUUACUUAUCCACCGGUUGGCAGUCUCAACAGCCGCGACGCAUUAUUUACAUGCAAGUUUAUGAUAUGCAAUCCAAUUCAAGACUAGAAUUACACAUCGUCCGGUAUCUCCCUCGACACAACUCGGAUAUCUCAUGAUGUCAAGUCCGCCAUCGAUUUUGAAAAUAGGAGGAUAUAAGAGGCAUGCACCAUAUAAAUCUUCCGCGCUUCCAGGAAGCCUGGAGGACAUCACAAGGGUCUUGAAGAAGGAGAAGAAGAUCUUGGACAAGAAGAUAGCGACUGUGGUCCAGAGAGCAAUCGAAAUCUGUCUGUCGAUCGAGGAACACUCUUUCGAGAGUACAUAUCGAUCCGAGGUGACUGGCGGACGAAAAGCUUCUGAAAUUGGAAUACAAUCAAUGAACCAUGGCCGAAAACCUCCCUCCUGUUACGGGAGGGAGUGAUUUCCUGCAUAGAAUCCAUUCUGCAAUAUUUUCUGGCACCUGGAUCCGGACUCGCAUUCAUAAAGCUUCAGUCUUUGACUCUUGGAGCAACAUAGUUCACACUUGAUCACACAAGCGAUUGGCUGUCCAAAGACUGUAACGUGGGUACACUUGAUUCCAUGUCGAAAUAGACACCGAUUAACUUUCCCUUGAAUGGAUGAACAUCAUCUGUCAUGCAUGUUCUCCACGUGAUCGGAUCGUGGUGUGUGCACAGAGGUGGGAGACAACACAAAUCGUUAUCAAAUCGAGAAUGGGCAUCGUACACUUCCCUCAGGCUGUCUAGCAGCGAUCUACUUCGUCACUAAACGCUUAACGUUGUUAGUUCAAUGCUCGCCUCUGAUGAUGGGACGUAGGUUGCUAAAUACAUUAUCAUUGUGUAGGGUAGGAAUGGAAGCGAUUUAUAUGGCUCCAGAUUUGGCUCUUUGACCUUGCCCCUGAUUCCUCGCCAUGGUUCCCAGCUGGUGUCUUCCCUGGACUUUGUCACAUUCAAAGUAGAUCAUUUCAAUCGAUUUAUACAAACGAAAAAUACUGAAGAUCCUGUAUCAGCGAUUAGUUAAUAUCUACGAAAUAUCCAG
Molecule: messenger RNA, 1088 nt
Organism: Marchantia polymorpha subsp. ruderalis
Lineage: Eukaryota; Viridiplantae; Streptophyta; Marchantiopsida; Marchantiales; Marchantiaceae
Source: the annotation of a GenBank genome assembly